UGCUGUCCCAGGAGCCUUCCUCAUCCCCUACAUGCUGAUGGCCGUCUUCGGAGGGGUGCCCCUUUUCUACAUGGAGCUGGCUCUGGGGCAAUUCCAUCGGGUCGGAGCCAUACCCAUCUGGAAGAACAUCUGUCCCAUCUUUAAAGGCAUUGGCUUCGCCAUCUGCGUUAUCAACCUGUAUGUGGCCUUCUACUACAACACCAUCAUUGCUUGGGCCCUCUUCUACUUCUGCUCCUCCUUUGCCCGCACCCUGCCCUGGGCCAGCUGCAGCAACCCCUGGAACACCCCCAGCUGCCUCAGUUACUUCGAGGCUGGCAACGUGUCCUGGACCAACCUCUCCAAGUCCCCCGCUGAGGAGUUUUACAUGAGGCACGUCCUGCAGGUGCAGAAUUCACACGGACUGUCUGAUGUGGGCGAGAUCCGUUGGCAGCUGCUGCUCUGCCUCUUCCUGAUCUUCACCACUGUCUACUUCAGCCUCUGGAAAGGGGUCAAGACCUCAGGGAAGGUGGUUUGGGUGACAGCCACCCUGCCCUACAUCGUCCUGCUCAUCCUGCUGAUCCGUGGGGCAACCCUCCCGGGGGCCUGGAAGGGGAUUGUCUUCUACCUACAACCGGACUGGCAGAAGCUGAGGAGUAUGCCCGUGUGGGUGGACGCAGCUGCCCAGGUCUUCUUCUCUCUGGGGCCGGGAUUCGGAGUCCUCCUUGCCUUGGCCAGUUACAACCCGUUCAACAACAACUGUUACCGAGAUGCCAUCGUGACCAGCCUGGUCAACUGCUUCACCAGUUUCCUCUCGGGAUUUGUCAUUUUCACUGUCCUGGGCUAUAUGGCCGAAAUGCGGCACAUGGACGUUGCAGACGUAGCAAAGGACAAAGGGCCCAGCCUCCUCUUCAUUACUUACCCGGAAGCCCUUGCCAACAUGACCGGAUCUUCCUUCUUCGCCAUCCUCUUCUUCCUCAUGAUGGUCACGCUGGGAUUGGACAGCACGUUCGGGGGCCUGGAAGCCGUGAUCACUGCCCUGAUGGACGAGUAUCCCCAAGUGCUGGGCGAGCACCGUCAGCUGUUCGUGCUGGGACUCAUCACCCUCUGCUUCCUGGGCUCCCUGGCCACGCUGACCAAUGGAGGCCCCUACAUUGUGAAACUCCUGGAAGAGUUUGGGGCUGGUUGCUCCAUCUUAGCUGUGGUGUUCCUGGAAGCCAUUGCCGUCUCCUGGUUCUACGGAAUGCAGCAGUUCUGCAGCGACGUGAAGGCCAUGCUGGGCUUUGGGCCAGGGCUGUACUGGCAAGUGUGCUGGAGAGUGGUCAGUCCGGCCACCUUAGCGUUCAUUCUCAUCAGCUCCCUCCUGGACCAGCCCCCCCUCGUGCUCUUUGACUACGAGUAUCCUGUGUGGAGCAUCAGGCUGGGACACCUGAUUGGGGUCUCCUCCUUCCUUUGCAUUCCCAUCUACAUGGUCUACAAGCUGGUCUGGACCCCCGGAUCUCUGAAGCAGCGCCUUGCCCUGUGUCUUCGGCCAGAGAAGAUUGCCCGGGAGCUGACCCUCGAGAUGGUGGACGUGCCAGCCCCCCUUUAAUUCUUGGAGAGCUACCCCCAAAACACAGGCUGUUCUUUGCUGAGCACCCCAAAAGAACACCUGGUUCCAGGCAACCUCCAAGCACAGCUGUAUGGGCUGACCCCUCCCAAGUCAACUCUCCAGCAGCCCCUUUUCCUGGAAUUGCUGGCUCCCUCCCCCACCCCUCCUCCAGGUUUCUUCUGCACAGCAGGGCUUUUGAUCCUGGGUGCGGAGGCUCCGAAGGCCUCAGCCUUCCGACUGUUGUGGGGAGGGGGACCAAUUCGCUCGCGGCCUCUGCUCCGAAGGCGUUUCUGGCGGGGCUGCCUCUUUCCCAGAAGGGCUCCGAGACCAGCCAGCGAGCCGUCCCGACUCCUGCUUCUCUCCAGGCGCCCCAAAACGAGCGGCGAGGAAACCGUGUCUUUGCUGGGUUGGGUCACCCUGCUCGCUUCUCACCCCUCCCCCCGCCGUUUCCCCCACGGAAGCCCGGGAUGAGCCCAAUAAAAAUGCCGUCCGCCUAAUAAUGCAUCACGCUAAGGACUCACGAAGUCCUUCCCCCCCCAAGGCUGCGGCCACGAGGCUCGGCUGCACGGCGUCGGCCGGCGGCUUGUGGGGGGAGGGGGACCUCGUGGCAGCCCCGCCCAUUCCGUGCGGGGGAGGGCGCUCUGCACAUGUUCAGAGGCCCUUGGACCGGGAUUGCGAGCGCCUCUCUUGGCCCUGCGCUGUCGCGAGGAUGCC
Messenger RNA from Pantherophis guttatus, 2281 nucleotides. RefSeq names its product sodium-dependent serotonin transporter-like. Gene Ontology annotation, cellular component: synapse; plasma membrane; neuron projection. Gene Ontology annotation, biological process: serotonin uptake; amino acid transport; sodium ion transmembrane transport. Gene Ontology annotation, molecular function: serotonin:sodium:chloride symporter activity; serotonin binding. The record is from RefSeq and is a predicted model, not a curated record. Lineage: Eukaryota; Metazoa; Chordata; Lepidosauria; Squamata; Colubridae.